AUGUCGAAGGCUGCUGGAGGCACAGGGGCGGCGACAGAAAGUUGUCCCCCAGCCCCGGCUGGUACGUCCCCCGCCGCCGCGGUGGAGGAUCUGUCCAAAGUAUCAGACGAAGAGCUGCUGCAGUGGAGCAAGGAGGAGCUGAUCCGCAGCUUGCGGCGCGCCGAGGCAGAGAAGGUGAGCGCGAUGCUGGACCACAGCAACCUUAUCCGUGAGGUGAACCGUCGCCUGCAGCUGCAUCUCGGAGAAAUCCGCGGGCUCAAGGAUAUCAACCAGAAACUCCAGGAGGACAACCAGGAACUGAGGGACCUCUGCUGUUUCCUGGAUGAUGACAGGCAGAAAGGCAAGAGGGUGUCCCGAGAGUGGCAGAGACUAGGCCGCUACACUGCUGGGGUGAUGCACAAGGAAGUGGCCUUAUAUCUUCAGAAGCUGAAGGAGCUGGAGGUGAAGCAGGAGGAGGUGGUGAAGGAGAACAUGGAGCUCAAGGAACUCUGCGUGCUCCUGGACGAGGAGAAGGGUGCGGGCUGUGCUGGCAGCCGCUGCUCCAUUGACAGCCAGGCCAGCCUGUGCCAACUCACUGCCUCCACUGCACCGUAUGUGCGGGAUGUGGGCGAUGGCAGCAGCACCUCCAGCACUGGCAGCACUGACAGCCCUGACCACCACAAGCACCACGCAAGCGGUGGCAGCCCUGAGCACCUGCAGAAGCCCCGGAGUGAGGGCAGCCCGGAGCACUCCAAGCACAGAAGCGCCAGCCCUGAACAUCUACAGAAACCCAGGGCCUCCGGGACCCCAGAUCACCCCAAAGCACUCAAAGGACCCAGCCCCGAGCACCACAAACCAUUGUGCAAGGGUAGCCCGGAACAGCAAAGGCACCCACACCCUGGAAGCAGUCCUGAAAUGCUGCCCAAACACGUGCUGAGCGGGAGUCCAGAACAUUUCCAGAAGCACAGGCCAGGGGGCAGCCCGGAACACGCCAGGCACAGCGGAGGGAGUCCUGAGCAUCUUCAGAAACACGCCCUUGGUGGGAGUCUGGAGCACCUACCCAGAGCCAGGGGCACCAGCCCCGAGCAUCUCAAACAGCAUUUUGCGGGGAGCCCUGAUCACAAACACGGAGGCGGAGGCAGUGGUGGAGGCAGCAGGGAGGGCACCCUCAGACGACAGGCGCAGGAGGACGCGUCACUCCAUCACCGGAAUGUCUACAGUGGCAUGAACGAAUCAACCUUGUCCUAUGUUAGGCAGCUGGAGGCAAGAGUAAGACAGCUGGAGGAAGAAAAUCGCAUGCUGCCCCAGGCCACCCAGAAUAGAAGGCAACCUCCAACUAGAAACAGCUCAAAUAUGGAGAAAGGCUGGGGGCCCAGAGCCCGGCGGGUCUUGCAGUGGUGGCAAGGGUGCCGAGGAAUAGGACGAUGCCUGCCCACUCUCCCGGGUUCUUUUAGGUUGUCAUCAGGGGCUGAUGGGAGUAACAGUUCACCCAACUCUCCAGCUAGCUUCAGUGGACAUACCACACCUUCUCAGCAGCCUGAACCUGUGGUACAUUCUCUUAAGGUCUUGGAUGUUCAGGAAACUAUAGAUCGUCAACAGGGUAAAGAGUAUGAACAUGACCUUAGUGAGACAGAAAAAGCUAUAGUCAGAGAAAUGUGCAAUGUUGUGUGGAGGAAACUUGGAGAUGCUGCAGGUUCGUGUCCUGGAAUUAGGCAACAUUUAUCAGGAAACCAGUACAAAGGACCCAUGUGA
Messenger RNA from Marmota flaviventris (yellow-bellied marmot), 1731 nucleotides. It is a transcript of the gene Ccdc85a, whose product is annotated as coiled-coil domain containing 85A. NCBI's taxonomy places the organism in Eukaryota, Metazoa, Chordata, Mammalia, Rodentia, Sciuridae. The record is from RefSeq and is a predicted model, not a curated record. Gene Ontology annotation, cellular component: nucleus. Gene Ontology annotation, biological process: negative regulation of DNA-templated transcription.